AGUCAUCCAGACUGUGGGUCAGUAUCCCUAAGGUACUAAGGGAUGCUUGUAGUAAGGAGAGCUCCGAAUCGGAGUUUUCCGUCGGCCCGCGACCGGAGCACUCCGCGGGGAGCCUCCGGGUGAUGCGACAUGAUUCGCCAUCUACAAUAACGCCCUUUUGUAUUGUAGCGAUUGGAAGAUAUUCUGAGCAUGGAGGUAUUAGUAAUAUUUGUUUUCCAUCAUGCAACGAGUAUCCUGUCUCUGAUUUCAUAGGAAUAAUAUUGUUCGAAAGUAAUUCGGGUGGACAGAUAUCUCGCACGACUGUAUUUCGGCAUGGCUCAACCAGAGACAAUCAAUGCUCUUAGAAAAUUUGCAUCAUGUGAUGUCGGCGAUGCUCUAGUCAAAUUGGGCGUUCCUAAUGGCGGCUACCUCUCUGGUCUCAAAAUGUUCUCCCCUGGGAUUAUGUGUACCAAAAGCAAACUAUUUGGUCCCGUGUACACAGUGAAAAUGGUUCGUGAUUCAGACAAGGCCUCUCCUACCCCUCCCAAGCACUUUGUAGAUGCGAUACCAAAGGAUUCCGUGGUGUUCAUCUCGCAGCCAAAGGGCCUUGUGAGUGCCUGCUGGGGUGGACUCAUGAGCACUAGGGCCAAAGUACUGGGAGCGGCAGGAGUCGUAAUCGAUGGACGAUUUAGAGACCUUGCAGAACAUCAAGAACUGGAUAUCAAGUUGUUUGCCCGUGAUAUCAGUAUUCUGGGGUCGGCAUCUUUCACCCGGUCGUCAGAGCUGAACGUACCGGUUACAUAUUGCUCUGAACCUGGCGAUGCUGUCAUUAUUCAACCGGGGGAUUUUCUAGUUGGAGAUGCCGAUGGAGUUGUUGUAGUGCCCGUGGAAAAGGUUGAAAAAUGUGUGAAGCUGUGCCAAGAACGUUACGAAAUCGAUGAGGAAACCCGAAAGUGUUUGGAGAAUGGAGAAGAGAUGGGGCCUACCAUCAAAAGGCUGAGGAAAUGAUGAGCGAAUAAUACCCUAAAGCCUAUACUAUUUAGAUCUAUUAACAACGAUGGUGAUGGUAUAUGUGGCCCUCACGCAGUGAAAGAGAUAUUAGAUGUUUGUUUCCGGUGCGGAGAAUGGAUCCCAGCUCCAAUCUCCUUGCAAAUAAUCGGCAAAAAAGUUUUCCAUAAGGGUGUCUAUAGCUGUGAUUUCAGAUUCUCCUAUACGUAAAAUAUUAGCUUGAAACUAGCAAAUAAACGGUACAAUAUACGUUGGUUAGAGAUUAGUUCGGAUGACUUCUGACUGGGGAGCCAGGGCAAGUCCAUGAUGUGGG
Talaromyces proteolyticus is the source of this 1300-nucleotide messenger RNA. Its product is annotated as ribonuclease E inhibitor RraA/Dimethylmenaquinone methyltransferase. The record is from RefSeq and is a predicted model, not a curated record. The transcript is spliced from 2 exons. NCBI's taxonomy places the organism in Eukaryota, Fungi, Ascomycota, Eurotiomycetes, Eurotiales, Trichocomaceae. Bases 313 to 987 code for a protein of 224 amino acids.